Molecule: messenger RNA, 870 nt
Organism: Drosophila busckii
Lineage: Eukaryota; Metazoa; Arthropoda; Insecta; Diptera; Drosophilidae
Product: basic-leucine zipper transcription factor A
Exons: 3
Coding region: 1-870 (289 amino acids)
Source: RefSeq, a predicted model, not a curated record
AUGGAGCUCAAAGCAUAUACCGUUUAUUUGCUGCAAUUCCUGCUACUCAUAAGUGGCGUGCAACUGCAACAUUAUUACGCGCCACCGCCGUCGGCGCCAAGGCAAUUAUACUACGAAGCACCCCGUCUGCGUCGCUGGGAGCCCUACGCCUUGAGCAACUAUGUGACACCACCUGUGGCACACUAUCAGCAACAAAUGCCCAACUUUCAAGUGCUGGACUACAGGCCACGCUAUCAUCCACUUGCCCUGGACUAUCAGCAGCAGCAGCAGCAGCAGCAACAGGCGCCAGCAAUUUAUUCGCAGCACAGCAUGCAGUAUGCCCAACGUGCAGUAGCGCCAACAGCAGAGCUGGCCAAGUACCGUUACGAGGGCAAUUAUAUACCUGUCCAGCAACGUACUCCACUUCCACAGCGUCGUCUGGAGGAGCAGCAGCAAUAUAAUGUACCACCAGCACUUUUUACCAGCGAUGUGUUGCAUGUGCUGCCUCCCCGAAGUCCUACGGCAAAUGCAGCACCACAGCAAGGGCCACAGGUGGAGCCGCAACUGUUGCAGGCACAGCCGCGACCCCGUCGACAAGCGGGCAAAUUUGAGAAUAAGUCAGGAAAAGCUGCACAAGCAAAGACUCCUGACUUGACAAGCCAGCAGAAGCGGCGUAAUGUGAAGGAAAAGAAAUACUAUCACGAUAUAUUUAUGCGCUUUGAUGGACCCACAGCACGGAGUCAUGGACAUGUCUUGAGUCAGCCCAAGAUACAGGAGCGACGCUUUGAGACGCAACGUGGCACAAAUCGCUACAAGGGCGAGGUGAUUUGGACAGAUCGUCAGGGCGCACAUGGCGAGCAUCGCUGGGACUUGGCGCAGGGCAAACUCUAA